UACACAAUAAUACUUCUCUUUCUCUUUUUCUUUCUCUAGUUGAUAUUAUAUUAAUAUGGUUGAAAGGAGUUUCUUGUUUUUGUUGAAUGGGGUGCACAAACAUUGAUAAUCUUAUUUAUUUAGCUCCUUUGGUGGUAAACUGUCGAUGAAAAGAAAUGGGAAAACAAAACUAUAUUUGCUUUUAGCAUAUGUUAGGAGGUUGCAUGCAGGGGCAGGGUGUGAUAGUAACUCAUAUUAUAGAAGAAAUGGCUCUAUCUUGUGUAUUUUCCAUUGGUGGCAAAAAGGUGGCAGUUGGGGUGCCUCUAUUAACUUGCAUUAAUAUCAUUAUCAAUGGAGCCUAUGUUUUCUGGGAUAGUUUUUUUUCUUUUCUGUACUCAGUUGAGCUGAACUUUGGUUUUGUUAUUUGAUUUUUCUGAAUGGAGAUAUCAAGAAUUUGGCAAUGGUUAAAUCUUCUAGUAUGUGUACUGUUAUUAAUAAAGUCAGAUGGAUCUGGUUUUGUUCCAAUCACUUAUUUGGAGGAUGCAGAGUCAAAAGGAGCCGUUUGUUUGGAUGGUAGUCCUCCGGCAUACCACUUCGAUAAGGGAUCCGGUGAAGGUGUUAACAGCUGGAUUGUUCAUCUUGAGGGAGGAGGAUGGUGCAGUGAUGUGUCUUCUUGCCUUGAACGCAAGGACACUCGCUUAGGUUCAUCCAAACAAAUGGAUACUCAGGCUGGCUUUUAUGGAAUACUUAACAAUCAACAGGAUUAUAAUCCAGAUUUCUACAACUGGAACAGAAUCAAGAUUAGGUACUGUGAUGGAUCAUCAUUUACUGGUGAUGUGGAAGAAGUUGAUCCAACAAACAAUCUGCACUUCAGAGGAGCAAGAAUUUUUGAAGCAGUCAUUAAGCAUUUACUUGCAAAAGGAAUGGAGAAUGCUGAAAAGGCUAUUCUAUCUGGAUGCUCUGCUGGAGGAUUGGCUGCUAUAUUGAACUGCGAUCGCUUCAAAUCCUUCCUACCAAAUGGCGCUAGAGUGAAAUGCGUGCCGGAUGCUGGCUAUUUUAUCCAUGUACCAGAUGUCUCCGGAACAAAGCGCAUUGAAAAUUUCUACAAAGGAGUUGUUGAAACACAUGGAUCAGCAAAGUAUUUGUCUAAAUCCUGCACUUCAAAAUAUGGUGCUGGCCUGUGCUUUUUCCCACAAUAUGUAGUACAAGAUAUCGCCACGCCCAUUUUCGUUGUAAAUGCGGCCUAUGACUCAUGGCAGAUUAGAAACAUUUUGAUACCGGGCAUGGCGGAUCCACAUGGCAGCUGGCAAAACUGCAGGGAUGACAUAAGCAAUUGUACACCUGAUCAACUAGAUGCUGUGCAAGGUUUUAGAGAGGAUUUCAUAAAGGCAUUGAGUGGGGUGCAGAACUCUCCAUCAAAAGGAAUGUUCAUAGAUUCUUGCUACAUCCACUGCCAAACGGAAAUGCAAGAGUCUUGGUUCAAAACCGAUGCACCUCAGCUUGCAAACACUACUAUUGCUAAGGCUGUUGGUGACUGGUUUUAUGAUCGAAAGCCUUUCCAACACAUUGAUUGUGCCUUCCCAUGCAACCCAACUUGUGGUAAACCCGUCUUAAAUGUCAAAGUCCACCCUGAAUUCUAGAUAUAUAUGAUCUUAUAUUUCAUACAGUUGUGGAAAUAACGCAAUGUAAUGAGUAAUAACUGUUAUUAUUGUUGUAAUCUUCUCUUAAUGAUAUAUCAUAUUUUAUGUUUGUAA
Arachis stenosperma is the source of this 1733-nucleotide messenger RNA. Its product is annotated as pectin acetylesterase 8-like. The coding region runs from base 417 to 1619 and encodes 400 amino acids. NCBI's taxonomy places the organism in Eukaryota, Viridiplantae, Streptophyta, Magnoliopsida, Fabales, Fabaceae. The record is from RefSeq and is a predicted model, not a curated record. The transcript has 13 exons. Gene Ontology annotation, cellular component: plant-type cell wall. Gene Ontology annotation, molecular function: pectin acetylesterase activity. Gene Ontology annotation, biological process: cell wall organization.